Pocillopora damicornis (cauliflower coral) is the source of this 1146-nucleotide messenger RNA. Its product is annotated as cytochrome P450 4C1. Lineage: Eukaryota; Metazoa; Cnidaria; Anthozoa; Scleractinia; Pocilloporidae. The record is from RefSeq and is a predicted model, not a curated record. Gene Ontology annotation, molecular function: oxidoreductase activity, acting on paired donors, with incorporation or reduction of molecular oxygen; heme binding; monooxygenase activity.
GACCUGUAAUUUGUCCAUUGCUUUCAACCUGACUCUGGUCAAGAUUUGUUUUCAAGCACUCACAUGAUGAUUUGAAAUCCUCUCUUACUUCGCUUUUAACAGUUACCUCCAUGGACUCCUCACCAAAUGCACAGGGAGAUACUAGUUCUCCAUAUGUCGAGGCAGUUGGAAGGAUAACUGAGUUGAUUCAGAAGCGACAGAGGUCUCCAUGGCUCUGGCCUGACAUUGUUUACUUUUUGACGCCAUCAGGGAGGGAACACAAUCAUUGUCUUAAUAUUCUUCAUGGUUUUACCAACGAGAUCAUCGAUGAGCGAAUCGCCGACAGAGCAGCCAAAAAAAAUGACCCACAAUCCGAAGAAAAUGACACUGAGCAGGGAGAAGAAGGUGAAUUUAAAAGGAAGAGGCGUUUAGCUUUCCUCGAUUUGCUACUGGAGGCCUAUGACAAAGGAGAGAUAUCACGAGAGGGCAUCAGAGAAGAAGUGGAUACGUUCAUGUUUGAGGGCCACGACACCACAGCCGCUGGACUAACGUGGGCUCUCUACCUACUCGCCCGCCAUCCUCAUAUACAGCAGCAAGUCCACGAAGAAGUAGAUAAAUUUUUCGAACAGCGGCCAGAAACCCUCACGGGAGAGGAUCUGAAGGAUUUGCGUUACUUGGAAUGUGUUGUUAAGGAGGCCCAGCGCAUGUUCCCAUCUGUGCCCUUCAUUGCAAGGAGGACGACUGAAGACUGUCACCUGGAUGGUUACCUGGCUCCAAAAGGUACUGCUAUUGGAGUUUGUACAAUCGGACUCCACAGAAACCCAAAGGUGUGGGAAGCGCCGCUCGAGUUUAACCCGGAUCGUUUUCUUCCUGAGAACAGCCAAGGACGCCAUCCAUAUGCAUUUGUUCCUUUCUCUGCUGGGCCACGGAACUGUAUCGGUCAGCGGUUUGCUCUUCAAGAGGAGAAACUUGUCUUGGCUCACGUGUUGCGUAAUUUUACCCUCGACUCCACUCAGACCUUUGAUGAACUCCAGACAUGCGGAGAAAUUAUAACCAGACCAAAGAAUGGAAUAUUCGUCUCUUUAGCCAAACGAUGAUAAGAUAUAUAUGUUAUUUGCCGGCUGGGGGGUCCGUAUAGUGAAAAACUGUGACCGAGGUCACAGUUUU